AUGCUGGACUUCAUGGACUAUGUCCAGGCAGCCUUCUACAAGAGGUCCCACUGGAACGUGGAUAACAGCUAUGCCUCCCUGACCACAACCUCGCAUAACAUCCUCGAUUUCAGCAUCCCAUCUGGCAUACGCUUGCACGUGUCCUCGCUAUCGGCACCAAACUUCGCGACAUCAUACACUGUCGCCAGCAAAGGCGUGGUAGAUGGCUCUCUCAGCUUUCUCUACUCCAGCCUGGGCCUCCGAGUCGCGAGCAGAAGCAGCGACCUACCACUGAGCCGGCUUGUGAGAGGGUACAGGCAUCUUCAAGAGCUAGACAGAGUGGAUGGAGCUGGAUGGAAUGCUGGCAUAGAUGGUGAAAAGCUGGGCAAGAAAGAUGCACUCCUAUAUGGCAGGUUGUACCUACCAUCGAGCACGCUCGAGGCUCUCUAUCUCAGGCGUAUCAGUAGUACAAGACUGCUGCGCUUGAACGCUGUAUCCGACAGCAGUCUGCCGAGCGGUGGCACAAUUCUCGCAGUUUUGCAGAACGACUGUGGCAAAUACAGCACCGAGUAUCUCUACUCAACAGACAGUGCUUUGCUGGGAGUCCGAGGAUUGUACAACUUUGGCUAUGAUCCUCGCUUUCCCGAGCACCAGCCUUCUACUAGAGCACCAGCUCACCCAUGGGAUCAUCAGAACGGCAGACUUAGUCUUGGAGCUGAAGCAUACUUCAGUCCUCUCAACAAGUCUGGAGGUCUCAGCACUGGUCUGCGAUUCACGACUUUGCCAAUUCAUACCGGCUUUCCAUACACCAUGGCGCUUACUGUGAAUCCUCUCAUGGGCGGACUAAGCUCUUCGUACGCCGUCAAAGCAGGGCCCAAUUUAGCGCUUUGUUCGCGCUUCGACUUCAAUUUCUAUAGCUACGAGAGCGACGUGGUCGUUGGCAUGGAGCUGUGGCAGAGAAGACAGGCUUCUCCGGAGGUGUCGUGGGCCGAACAGAAACUGCGACCUGGCUGGACGAAGCAUGAUGAUGAUGUUACUGGGGUCCUGAAAGCUCGUAUGGACAAUCAUGGAAGAUUAGGUCUGCUGUGGGAAUGUCGGUUCAAGGAACUGCUUCUUAGCUUGGGCGCUGGCUUCGAUUUGAGGCAGAAGGAAAGAAUGAUCGGACGGGUUGGUGUGGAAGUCAGCUAUUCCAGUUGA
Pseudocercospora fijiensis CIRAD86 is the source of this 1176-nucleotide messenger RNA. RefSeq lists its product as uncharacterized. The record is from RefSeq and is a predicted model, not a curated record. The transcript has a single exon. Gene Ontology annotation, biological process: phospholipid transport; establishment of mitochondrion localization; protein insertion into mitochondrial outer membrane. Gene Ontology annotation, cellular component: SAM complex; ERMES complex. Lineage: Eukaryota; Fungi; Ascomycota; Dothideomycetes; Mycosphaerellales; Mycosphaerellaceae. Bases 1 to 1176 code for a protein of 391 amino acids.